AUGAGAGGUGGCGCGCAGGUCUCAGUCAUGCUCCUCCUGGUGACCGUGUCCGACUGUGCUGUGAUCACCGGGGCCUGCGAGCGGGACGUGCAGUGUGGGCCGGGCACGUGCUGUGCGGUCAGCCUGUGGCUGCGCGGGCUGCGCCUGUGCACCCCGCUGGGGCGGGAAGGAGAGCAGUGCCACCCGGGGAGUCACAAGGUCCCCUUCUCCAGAAAACGCCAGCACCACACCUGCCCCUGCCUGCCCAACCUGCUGUGCUCCAGGGCCCUGGGCGGCAGGUACCGCUGCUCCGCGGACUUGAAGAAUAUCAACUUUUAGGAGCUUGUCUGGCCUCGGGACACC
Molecule: messenger RNA, 342 nt
Organism: Phacochoerus africanus (Common warthog)
Lineage: Eukaryota; Metazoa; Chordata; Mammalia; Artiodactyla; Suidae
Gene: PROK1
Product: prokineticin 1
Exons: 3
Coding region: 1-318 (105 amino acids)
Source: RefSeq, a predicted model, not a curated record